This is a messenger RNA of Protopterus annectens (West African lungfish), 2233 nucleotides long. RefSeq names its product nucleolar protein 11 (gene NOL11). Bases 1 to 1899 code for a protein of 632 amino acids. Gene Ontology annotation, molecular function: RNA binding. Gene Ontology annotation, biological process: maturation of SSU-rRNA. The transcript has 16 exons. Lineage: Eukaryota; Metazoa; Chordata; Ceratodontiformes; Protopteridae. Gene Ontology annotation, cellular component: nucleus; nucleolus. The record is from RefSeq and is a predicted model, not a curated record.
AUGGAUGUAAUUGUAUUAAGUAGCACCGUUUAUCAGCGGAGGUGUAUCGGAUACACACUCCCUAAUACAGAGACCGUUGUUCUCUUUAGGCGAGGAGCUGUGAGACCUCUGGAUGUACUACUAGAAGCACCACAGCAGGAAAUCAAAAAUGUCAUUUCAGAAGAAGAGGUCAUCCGAUGGAGUGACUUUUUCCUUGAAGAUCAAACUUCUUUUGUAGUAUUUGUUGCAGAAAAGUCUAGUGCGCAUCUCGUUUAUGUUCAGAAUCUGAACUCCCACAGCAUGUGCACUUAUAAAAUUGAAUGCAGAGGAGUGGAAGAUGGUCUGCAUAACUUCACAGCGUCACUAAGGGAUAAGAUGAUCUGUCUUACCACCUUGUCUUCUUCAGGAUGUAUUUUUGACAUCCUCAUCCCAGUUAAUCAGAAAGUUCCAGAUAAUCAGUGUUUGCCAAAGUCACUGGUAAUGAAGUUUCCAAAAUCUGAUAACUCAGUUGUAGUGACAGCAGUGAAGGUGCUGAAUGAAGCUCAUGUAGUAGUUCUGAGCACGCCACAGACCCAGCAUAGUACUGCAAAAGGUUAUUUGCAUAUCUGGAAUGUGAAGUUUCAAACCCUUCAGUCUUCCAAGGAGUUGCUUGGAGGAAACUCUGGGCAGCUUUGGUGUUAUGCAGACAAGCUGUAUGUGCCUCACAGGAAGACGCUGACUGUAAUCCCCUAUCGGUCUGAGCCAUCUUCACUGGCAGUAGUCCUUGGGAAACAGAAACAGGCCAAACCCACGGAAGGAAGUCCUGCCUUUUCUGCUGUGGACUGGAAUGUUAUGUUAUACGGCCACCAAGAUCCAGACCAGAUGCACCCAGCUACUGCUGAACCAGAGCCAAGGAGGAGUGUCAGAAGGAUGAAAAGCCCAUCACCUAAGCACCAUCUCGAAACUAACACAGACCAGUUAUUGCAGCUUGUUAAAACUGCUACUCAUGAUUCCAUUGAAGAAGAACUACGACAGUUUCUGUCCUGCAUCCAUGUACCUGACGGUCAGCUUAUUUUAACUCUUGUUACUACAGAACUCUUGAACAGGUGCAAGAGUGCUUCAGAUUUCUACCCUCAGAGUUCCCUUGUACAGCUUGUACAGACACAUGGUCUAUCUCAUAGUCUUUGUCCAGAAUUACUUUCUUUUGCCUUGGAGAAGAGAGAUUACUGUUUGCUGCAGCUUUGUCUUCAGCAUUUUCCAGACAUCCCUGAAGCAGUAACCUGUGCAUGUUUGAAGGCUUUUCUGAGUGUAACAGAUGCCAUCUUGGAGGAUGCAAAUGUGGAUCAAGGAAGUGUUGCUUCUUUCAUUGACCCUGCUGAGAUAUCCCCUGAUGUAGGAAAAAGAUCCAUUGUUUUGCAGAAUGGCUUUGUUCCUACUGUAUUGGAUGAGGAUAGCAUGGAUAUCCAACUGACAUCUCGGAAGCUGGUCAAUAUAGGUGAAAGUGUUCCAUCUUGCCCUGUUGGACUGAAAAAGGCAGCCUUAUUAAAUGAAAUACUUCAUUCAUCAUACAGUGAAGUAUUUAUCUUACCUUAUCUAAAGGACAUUUCUGCGCAUCAGAUUGUGUUGUUCCUCCAGUACUUACACUAUCUGUUUGAAAAGUGUACUGCAUCUAUGAAUACAGAACUUCCUGGAAAGCAUUCUCCAACUGUUAAUCAGAUACUCGAUUGGAUAUCCCUUUUACUAGAUGCUCACUUUAUGGUCCUGGUUAUGUUACCUGAAGUGAAAUGGUUACUUGCCACUCUUUACAAGUCUGUUGGUUUCCAGGUUAAACUUUGUUCUGAACUUGGCAAGAUGGAAGGAACAUUGAAAGAAUUUUACAAAAAUAGGCAGAAAAACAAAGACACUGGGUUGUAUUCCAUUGAAGUCAUAGAACUUUUUUAAAGAACUCUAGAAAAUAUUUUAAUGUUAUUUCCUUGCACAAAGUGUUUUUUUACUUUUUCUUUCUUUCACAAAGUGAAGGGACAGUCAUGCAUCAACUGAAUCUCCUAAGGAUUGCUGGGGUGGCUCCUUUUGAAAUGUAUUGGUGUUAAAGAAACCAAGGAACUCCCAUCAUGCAGUUGUCCAGAAGACUUGGUUCUCAGUUACUUUUAUAUAUUUUUUUUGCAAUAUUUGAGUUCUCUUGCUAUUUGGCAGUCAAAAAUAUGUGACACUUCUGGAGAACAUGAUGCAAGUCAAUACUGAGUUAUUAAAUAAAGGUUGAAUCCUAAUGCCUCUA